AUGUCCGACACCCGGCGCCGCUCCUCGCGCUCGUCGUCGACGGCCCACCUCAGGAGCUCUGGAGGCUCCUCGUCAACAAACAACCCCUCGUCGUCCGACACGGCAUCCAACGUUUCCUCGUCCUCGGCGAUGUCGUCCUCCCGCCACCGCAGUGCCCGCCACAGCGGUGCACCGUCCAACCGUUCGUCUACGUCGCUCCACCGUAUUGCCGGCAGCAGCAGCAACCGCUCGCGAGAGUCACUCGCACCGUCAAUGCCGUCUGACCGGCCGUCAAGAAAGUCGGGCGCGUCGUCGUCGUCCACGUCUUCCUCGUCUACGGCCACUCUGCAGCCGCCCGCCACCGACCCAGGUCCGUCCACCGGCACGGGUGGCAUCUAUGGCAAUCUCGCCGGCCGUGCCAGCGAGUCCCGCUUCUCGCUGACCGACCAGUUCGCAUCGACACGCAGCGUGCUCGACUUUGGCUUUGACGACACCGCCUCGUCCAUCUUUGACGCGCAGUCCAUUUUGUCUGUGGGCACGGCACGGGCGCCGUCCGUGUAUGGGUAUGACGGGUACGACGCAUACGACGGGUACGAGGCGGCCGCCGCCGCCGCUGCUGCAGCCAGCGUGGGCGGCGUCGGUGGGCUGGACCCCUUUGCUGAACUCGGCAGCAUGACCCCCACCGCUUCGUCCACGGGCAACGGCUUGCAGGGGUCGCCUUGGCAGGCCGAGGAAGAGUACCUCGGGGGUGCAUACAGCACGGUCUUGGAAGAGAAUGAAGACGAGGACGAUGCGGCUACGAUUGGAGGUGGCCGUUCCGACGCCAGCAGCGACGGCAAUGAUCUGACAGACGACAACGACACGCCUGAGCAGACGCCCACCAAACAGAAGAAGAGAAGCCGUGCACACUCAUCAGCCGACGUGACCGUCAUUAGUGGCGGCGGCGGCAGCAGCAGCAGCCAGAAGUCGCCGCCCCGUGACGCGGAGAUCGUCGAGGAGCUGCAAGACACAUUGCGGCUGCCUGUGCCUGUCCUGCCUCCUGCACAGCGUGGUCCACGGUCCUCCAUCGCCGCCGCAGCCGCUCCUCCUCCUGCUCGCAUCCCGGCGUCCCGCGUGCACCGCAGCUACUACGACCUCUUCUGCCUCUCGAGGGAGCAGUUCCCGCCGCCCAACGGCGCCCAGAUUCGUGCUGCCUACUUCCGCCUGUUCCGCCUGCUCAACAGCACCGUCAGCAACGGCAGUGCCAGCAGCGACCCCGACAAAGCGAACUUGAUGCCCACGGCGCUGCGGCCUUUUGCAGCCGCCUAUUUUUUGGAGAUCCAGAACGCGUUUGAGACGCUGAUCGACCCAAUUCGCCGGCUCGAGUACGACCUCUACCUUGAUGACCUGGAAGACAACCGCGCGGGCGACGGCCUUGACGACGACGACGAUGACGACAGCGAGAGUGAGGUGGAUGACGGCAAGAGCGGCAAAAGCAAAAUGACACGCAGCUCCGACAAGGCCACAACGGCGCCAACAGCACCAACAGCCGCCUACCCUUCACCACAGGCCCCGGCAUUUGUGCGUAAAUACGACUUCCAGACGACAACCGAUCUGGGCGCCCGUUAUACUGUUUCGGGUGCCCAUCAUCGGGCAGGCCAGCUCCUCCCAGCCGCACCGAACGUCGCUUCUCUCGACUACUCCCUCACACAAUCCGUCCGCGUCGGCCUGCCCGCCCUUCGCCAGUAUACCGAAGCCAGCCUCUUCCAGCUGCAGUGCCGCCUUCAGAAGGCGCGCCGCCUGUUGCACGAGCACUAUGGCAUAGGCCCCGGGCCUGCGGCACAAAAUUCUUUUAAGAGUCGCGAUGGCCGCACCUACUACUAUACCCGCCGCCACUCGUCUACUUCUUCUGCUGCCGCCGCCGCCGACCAGCCCCUGUGGCCCAUUCGCUGCGGCAUCCCCAUUGUGAGCCUGUCCGCCUCCACGUACUCUCUAUCUACAGCGGCAGCCGCUGCUGGUGCCGUCCUUCCACUUGGCGACCGGUUCCAGCCGCUUUUGCCCGAGGUGCUCGGCCCGGCCCGCAUCGCACAGCUAGCGCAUACUCGAGCCACUGGCUGUGUCGUGCUCGGCUACCGCCAGGAGUUCUGGUCUGGCAGUGCGCUCGCCAAUCCUCCCGGCAGUGCACCAGGCCCCCCGCCGCCGUCCGUUGUGGUUGACGUCGAGACCGAGGUGCUGCCCCGUGCGGCCGUCACGGCCCGCAUUGCCCAGACUGUUCAACUGCCCGCGGCCGCCCAUAAGCUUGAGCGCCGCAUUUUCGGCCAUCCCAGCAACGAGCCUAUCCAUGUAGAGGCUAUGGUGCAGACCGGCGAAUCGUCCUUGUUUUCGAAUCGUCUGCUGGCGUCGUCGCCGUCGCUGCCACGCUUUGGCCUUGGUCUCUCCCGCCGCGUGGGCAGCGGCAACGGUAACAUCUUCGUGUGCGCCGACAGCGGAAACGCGUGGUGGUCGUCCUCGUCCUCAUCCUCGCUGGAUUCUGUCUCUUCUGUCUUCGCCCCCUUUAUCCCACCCAUGGUAGAGGUCGGUUACAGCAUGAGCCCCCAUCAACUGGGCCUGCACGCCGGACGGCCCCUGACGUGUCCCGCCGACCGCGGUCUCAAGGGCGUCGACAUCGACAUGGAUACCCUAGGCAAUGUGACGGCAUACUCGUCCGACCGUCGCAACCCCGUUUCCCCGCACGGCACAUGGACUGUCUCAGCCGCCACGACAGGCUACGGCUCCGCGGCUGCUUACCUGCGCUACGGCCGUACCGUCUUCCUCACCCCUCUCGGACGGACACCCCCGUCUACCGCUGCCUCCAACUCCCGUCGCAGUCGCCGGCAGCGCCAGUCGCCGCAGCGAGCCGUCCGCGUCGAGGCUGAACUGUGCGCCGCCGACUGCUACUUCUCCGAUGGCUACCUCGCCGUCCGUGCUUUGGCGCCUGUCCGUUGGUGGGGCCUCCGCAACGGCUGGACCAGCAACGCCACAACAAGCUUCCGCAGCAGCACCCCCGCCAGCACGACUCCGCCUAAGCUCGGCCUUGAGGUCGCCCUGAGCGCUGGCAGUGGCCAUGUCCACAUCUCCCUGUAUUGGUCGCGCCUGGGCCAGCGCUUCAAGCUGCCUUUGUUGCUGCUGCCGAACCCGGCUUCGAUUGCCGCUUCCUCGUCCGCCUCGGUGACCCACGCAGCCGCCAAACUCUUCGUAUGGGCCGCCAUUGCACCCGUGGCCGUCAUGGCCGUCCGCGAGGUCGCACGCAUCUACUGGCGCGCCGCCACCAAGCAGUGGAAGUCGUCGCGGUCCAAAGCGCGCGCCAAGAGACGCAGUCUGACUGGUGAGGACGCUGCCACAGCCGGUUACGAGCACGAGACGGCGGACGAUGCCCACGAUGCCGACUUUGACUUUGACGAGGAAGAAGAACAGGCCAUUACGCACCACCGCGCCGAGGCCGACGAGCUGACCAUGAUCCUGGCUUCGGCUGUCGACGCACAGCGCGUACUGGAGCAGCAGAUGCGUCAGCGCUCGGGGAUUCACAGCAGCACUGCUAGUGACAACGACCACCACCACAACGAGCUCGUCAUUAUCAGCGCCAAGUACGGCAUAGCCCUCGCCGACGACCCGGAUGACCCGGACACUGGGCACGCACGCCACGAUAGCGCGACGAGCGGUCUGGGCCACGGCAUUCAUGCUGCCUGUCCGCCCGUGACUGCUAUGGCCUCGCGCAACGGCUGGGCGCCCGAUUACGAGGUGGCGGAUGUCACCGCGGCAGUGUCUGCCCUAAUUGUGACGGGCGGCAGCGGCAACGAUGCCACCGACAGCGACUAUCUCUACAUUCCGGCCGGCCUGCAAAAGGGCCGUCUGCUUGGUUUCUGGGACCCGGCGCCCAACUACCGCUCCAAGAAGCACAACGACGGGCAAACGACAACGCCCACACAGCGCCGGGCGGCUCGCGGCAAAAAGGUACUGCAUGUGCGCUACCUCUGGAACGGUCUUGAACGUGUGGCCGAGGUUGGUGACCGGGCCGAGCUGCGUCUCCCAUGA
Molecule: messenger RNA, 4029 nt
Organism: Sporothrix brasiliensis 5110
Lineage: Eukaryota; Fungi; Ascomycota; Sordariomycetes; Ophiostomatales; Ophiostomataceae
Exons: 1
Coding region: 1-4029 (1342 amino acids)
Biological process (GO): cristae formation
Source: RefSeq, a predicted model, not a curated record